This is a messenger RNA of Mesitornis unicolor (brown roatelo), 858 nucleotides long. RefSeq names its product acidic repeat containing (gene GCNA). The coding region runs from base 1 to 858 and encodes 285 amino acids. The record is from RefSeq and is a predicted model, not a curated record. The transcript is spliced from 6 exons. NCBI's taxonomy places the organism in Eukaryota, Metazoa, Chordata, Aves, Mesitornithiformes, Mesitornithidae. Gene Ontology annotation, cellular component: nucleus.
AUGAAAACUCCCAAAUCUGUUUCUAAGAAGGCGAAUGCGAGUUUGAAGGACUUCAUUGACGACUCGGAUGACUUCUUGGACUUUAGAGUGAGAAAGAGCACAACAAAGAAGGGCAAGCUCAGAGUGUGCUCAGUGCCUGGUUGUUUCCUGCAAGAUCUCUCAAAUCCGGCUUCCCACUAUGUGAAGUAUUUCAAGAAAAAUAAAGAGGAGCUGGCACAGAAACUCUACUGGCUGUAUAAUACCACCAUCUUUGAGCAGAAGUUACCAGAGAAAAUGGUAAUAAUCUGGAACAAGAAAAUGAGAAAAACAGCAGGAUAUUGUGUGACUGGGCAGACAGAAGGUCCUGAAGCAAAGCGUUACGCUCGCAUAGAGCUUUCUGAGAAAGUCUGUGACUCUGCAGAACGCCUUCGAGACACGCUAAUUCACGAGGCCUGCCAUGCAGCCACCUGGCUGAUCAAUGGUGUUCGUGAUGGACAUGGAAGAUUCUGGAGAUUCUAUGCCAAGAAAUCUGCUGUGAUUCAUCCGGAGCUGCCAGUAGUAACGCGAUGCCACAGCUAUGAGAUUAAUUACAAAUUCAUCUACGAGUGUGUUCUGUGCAAAGCUACGGUUGGACGUCACUCCAAGUCUCUGGACACAGAGCGCUUCGUGUGCGCUUUCUGCGGGGGGCAGCUGGCCCUGAGUCGGCGCACGCGGAAGGAUGGCACUCCUGUGAGGACACAGCUGACGCCCUUUGCCGAGUUCGUGAAGGACAACUACAGACUUGCUAAAAGAGAGCAGCAGGGGCUGAGUCACGCAGAAGUCAUGCGGAAACUCAGUGCUGAUUUUGCUUUAAAAACGAGGCUUCAAGAUCCCUCGUAG